AUGGCCUCAGCUAUUGUUGUUGGAGAGGGUAAACUGGCGGCGUUUGUGACAAAACUUUUAUGCUCAAGCGGCACACCUGUUGCCCUGUACGGAAGCAGUAAACCCAUGCGGCAGUCAAUUGAAACGAUGCUCCAGCAGCACGUCGAAGAGAAAUUCCCGUUACAGUUCAUUGACGAUCUCAGGCACCAACAAGACAUGUUAGCUCGUCUCAUGGAAAAUCUCAGAAUGACCGACGACGUUUCGCGACUUCAUGGCGAAAUCAUCAUUGAUGCUACUCGAACUUCAAAUUCGGCUCUUCUACGAGCUGUACGACGUUUCUUCCCCGAUGCACCUGUGAUGAGUCUCGACGGUACUACCAACGAUGAGAAGACGAUAGGUGUUCAUCUCUAUGAACCAUUUGAACUCACUCGAAUUGCACAGGUUGGAAACUUUUUAGAAAAUUCGUGA
Cooperia oncophora is the source of this 447-nucleotide messenger RNA. Lineage: Eukaryota; Metazoa; Nematoda; Chromadorea; Rhabditida; Trichostrongylidae. The record is from the annotation of a GenBank genome assembly.